UCAUAGUAUGAGGUUUAGCGUAAUGUCUUUAACUUCUCGCUUUUGGAUCUGAAAAUGCCUUUCUUAAUUGCAACAGAUUACGUUGGUUGCACCCUGAAUCCUUAUCAGAAUUGUGAAGGUUACAUGGAUGCUGAUCAGGAAUCUGGUGAUUACAUGGAUUGCGCACUGCCUCUUGAUCAGGAUUAUGAACCUUGUAGCUACAAACCUAGAAAUAAGUCUGACAGCAAGACAGGGGUAUUUACUCAGAUGAAGAAGAUACUAAGUGACUUUUGGAAAUCUUGUAAGACGGUGGCUGAUGGUGCUCUAAAAUCUGUGUCUGAAGCUUCUGUGUCUGAGCAGCAAACCAGAGAUCCUUUGCUGCAGUUAGUCUCCCUCCAGGAGGCAACUGGCAAGUGGUUGCUUGAUCCAGCUCUGCCUACUGCACUGGGAAAGACGAACGAGGAGGUGGAGAAGUCAAAGCCAGUAUUGGCCAACAAGGAAAUUUGGGCUACCAUUCUGGCUCUGAUCUGGCUUCAUGGUUUAAAGAUGGAUUCAAAGAAUGAGUGGGAUCUUCUGGCUAUGAAGGCUGCCUCAUGGCUCCGUGCUCAGAAUGCACCAUGGGUGACAGAGUGUGUGGAAGCUGCAAAUUUACUGUUGGGUUGCAGCGUGAUGAAAGAAGCUCUGGGACUCUGAGGGAUUUCUUAUGAACCCUUUUCCAAUAGUACCUACUUGAUUUGGGUCAGCACGGCUCAACUCUGUUUUUAGCCUUUUCCAUUAAGUGAUAGUAUCUGGUAGUGGAUAGUUUUUUAGUACCUCCUCAGCCGGGGUUCCAAGCGAUCCAUGCAAGUAGAAAAUGUGACAUCAACAGACUGCGUGCCACAAAUUGAUUAGUCAGAGGUGUCACUCGAUGAAUCAUGAGAGCGUCUAUUUAAUGACUAACCAACUAAACUGUCAUUUUUGAAACCUAACAACAAGGGCAAUGGCUACACUAAAGACAACACUGUGAUCACUGACUCUGCCAAAAAGCCACAGACUGAGCAACAGGUAUAACACUACCUUUCUUGUGGCGUUCGUGUCACAUACAAAUGAUAUUACAGUCAUGCCUGCUUACCUGAUGAAUGGUUGUUGUCUGCCACUAAUUUUAGUAUAUCACCUUUGUGAUUCAUUUUAAUACUUUGGUUCAAAAAUGUCGUGCAGAGAAAGGGACACUCCAAAACAAACAACAAACACAUCUCCCACUACUGUCCAAGUUGCGGCAUUUUUUUAUUUACUUAGUCAGUUAUUAGUUAUCGGUGCAAA
This is a messenger RNA of Maylandia zebra (zebra mbuna), 1278 nucleotides long. Its product is annotated as von Willebrand factor A domain-containing protein 5A. The record is from RefSeq and is a predicted model, not a curated record. NCBI's taxonomy places the organism in Eukaryota, Metazoa, Chordata, Actinopteri, Cichliformes, Cichlidae.